AUGCACGUCGAGAUCCAAGUGGCCCUCAAUUUCCUCAUCUCCUUCCUGUACAACAAAUUGCCGCGAAGACGGGUCAACCAGUUUGGCGAAGAGCUCGAGAACGCCCUGAAGAUCAAGUUCGAGGGCCACUGGUAUCCGGAGAAGCCGUAUAAGGGGUCGGCCUAUCGAUGCGUGCGCUGCAGUCCGCCGCUCGACCCGACCGUCUUCGAGACGGCCGCCCGCGCGUCGGGUAUGGAUCUGAGCGACAUUCAGGAGAACCUGCCCCAGGAGUUGAGCAUUUGGGUGGACCCGGGAGAGGUGUCGUACCGCAUGUCAGAGAAGGGACCCGUGAAGAUACUGUACUCGGAGAAGGCCGACAACAACGUGGAGCGCGAGAAUGUGGACAACCGUCAGGUGACCCGUACGUUCAACCCGGAGGCCCAGUGCUUCAAACCGAUAGAGUGUCUCACCUCACAGUUCGGUGGUCUGAAUGUGACGAACGGCCAGCCCGUGAACCAGGCGUUCGCCGCGCCGGAGGAGACAUCGCCGCCCGUCUACAAGAGCAGCCAGAGUCCCAUCUCGUCGUUUCUGGUGAGUAAGGCGGCGCCGACCACCUUCACGACCGCCACAUUCGCGGCCACAAAGUUCGGGUCAACGAAACUCAAGUCAAACACCAAACGAUCUCAUCGGAUGUCGCCGACGGAGUUCUCCAAUUACAUCAAACAGAGAGCCCUUCAGCAGCAGUCGACGCAACAGCAGUCGCCGAUCGGCGGUCCCAUGUCGGCCAACAACGGCAACCUCUUCUCAACCACCGGCGCCUCCAGCGUCUCGUCGUCUGUCUCACCGCACAACUCGCGCUCUCUGUCGCCGAACACCACUCAACUGGAUUCGGGCGCCGGCUUUAUGCUGAUGUCCGGCACGUCUCCCACAUCGCCCAACCCUAGCACACCAUUCGGCGCUCAGCAGAACCUCUACGCCCCCAACGCCUCCACCCCAUCGAAGAGGACGCAGUUCAUGAACGGCCUCUUCGACAACAACUAUCUGUCGGAUUUGGUGGGAACGGGAGAGUUCGGGAAAGCCAGCCAACACCCGGCCAAACAGCCGCAACUCAACGGUAUGGGUCGGUUCACGUCGUUCCUCGACAACAAGAGCAGCCCAUUCAUGUCGUCGCCCAACAGCCCGCCGAUGAACGGCUUGGGCGGUGGCGGAGGCGCUCCCAACGGGUUCGGCAGCGGCGGCACCGGGGGGUCGGGCUUCGACUCGCUGGCCGGCGAGGCGAGCGUACAGCUAAACGGUACGUCCGGUUCCCAAAAUAAUUCUUCCAAAUCUUUCGAUAACAUAAACUUCAAUGUGAACGGCGUGUCCUAUCCUAACCAAUACCAACACCUACUCGUCGCUAAUUGA
This is a messenger RNA of Oppiella nova, 1383 nucleotides long. The record is from the annotation of a GenBank genome assembly. NCBI's taxonomy places the organism in Eukaryota, Metazoa, Arthropoda, Arachnida, Sarcoptiformes, Oppiidae.